AUGUCCUCGCUUGAAAACUCAUCCUCCAAGCCUUCGCCUGGGGGCACAAGGAUUGGGUGGCCACCUCAGUGGACCUUGUCGAGGUCACGGAAGCUGGCCAGACUGUAUGUCUAUACGACAUUGUCCAUCGGAAGGAUCAUUAAAGUAUUAGGUGACGAUCUCUUCGCCCCCCGAAAAAAUUCGGCCCAAAAGACAGUGCAUAAAAUGCUUGACCAUGACCCCCGUCAUCUGCGGCCCGAGUCACGCGUUGAGAUGGAUCAACGCAUUGACAGUCUCUCAAAGUCUACCAUUCGGAAGCGAACACCGGGCAAUAUCACUAGCCGACUACAUCCUACCUCUGAGGUUCAGCGAAGGAUAUCCGACUGUUCGACGCUAUACGCCGAGAAGGUAUGCACUUUACUGGACAACUUCACGAUAGCAAGCGGGUCGGAUCUUGAACACAUACAACGACACUCUUGGUUGGCUGAGUCUUGCGAGUUUCCAGUUACGGACAUUGGCGCCGUCGGGGUUUCUCCCACACCGGGCUUUGCGGUACCAGGUGAUUUCCUGACUGCCCAUACCUUGAACUGUGCUGAACUUCGAGCAUCCGGGCAUGGUAGUGGGACUUGCUGGUGCGCAAUAGUAGCGGAAACGACAAGAGAAGAAGGCUCAUGGUUGAUACCAACCGGAGAGAUACGGGACAAAGUUAGCGACCUGGUCAGAAAUCCAUCACCGGAGGCCGGUAACGCCUUGGGCUUCACCAACACUGCCAACCAGACAUUUCUUCAUGUUUUGAGCCCCGAAUGGUUUACCAACGUUCCAAGCGCCUCGUCGUCUUUGCAAAGACUUCUUGACGUCGUCCGUCCCUCUAAUCCGGACAUCUUUCACGUCACCGAUGUCUAUGGCCGCACCUUCUUCCACCGGGCGGCAUCCCUGGUAGCAGACCGGGAGGUUUUGACCGAUAUCCUAGCAUACUGCAAUAUUCCCAUUCUACUAUCUCGAGAUGCAUUCGGCUUUGAUCCAGUCGCCGAUGUACAGCCGGACCCGACUGUUCUACAACCUGAAAGUACCAUCCACCGUAGCCCCACCUCCUACUCCCCUCGCCAACUCCCCAUCGGCUCGAGCAUGCCGUACAGAGUCCCCUCCCCCAGCGUCAGCGUUUCUGGUAUCCCCUCUCGAGCAGACGAAGGGCCCUUCCUAGCAUACCAUGCCCGCUUAAUCCGAAUCAUUCACUCGGCCUAUCCCAACCCUCUUGUCGAGGACUCCGAAGGUCGUAACGGCUUGCACUGUCUGGCAGAAGCCAUCAUCAACCAACAAAGCAUGGAUAAACAACGUUCCGCCCUAUCAACCACCUCCAGUAGCCGUCCCCAUAGGCGUAGCACACAUUCAUCACUCUCAUCGGAACUCACUCCUAUCCACAUCAUCCAGUCAACUGGCCACACUUCCCACCCCUCUCCUGUCACGAGUACCUUCGAGAUAGUGACAGAAAACGAGGACCCGCUUCCGUCUCGCCUCCGCCACUUACGGUCCCUCCUUCAUCCUUCAUCUGAACACAACGCUGUAGGCGUAAGCCCAAACGCGUAUGACAAAUCUGGCUUCACUCCCCUUAUGGCCUUCAUGCAGCAUAUUCCUGAUCACGAAGACGAUAAAUCUCGCACUCUUCAAAGCAUUCUCGAAACACUUAUAAGAGGUGGAGCGAGCAUUGAAGCGAGGAACAGAAGGGGAGAGACACCCUUGUUGAUGGCAGCGAGGCUGGGAAGAAAGACUGCUCUGAGCGUGUUGUUGGAGCAGGGGGCCAACAUGCGAGCGAAAGACAGGUGGGGUAGGGGGGUAUUGGAGGUUCUGGACUGGGGGGUCUUGGAGUGUAAUGGUUCUGCUAGUAAAACCCAGGAAGAAAGCUUAACUGGCAGAGAAAAGGGGAUAAAAGAGAGGGAGGAGUUGGCGCUAUAUGCUAGGUUGGAGGCUUGUAGAGAUUUGUUGACGAGACGGAUGGUUAGGGGAGUUGGGUACGUGAGUGAGAAGGAGGAGGAUGGGAUGGGCGUGGUGGGAGAGUGGAGGGUCCAAGGACGACUUGAGACAGAUGCAGAGGAGAGGGAGCAACAAAUCAUCAUUCACAACAGAACCACCCCUUCGGCAUACUGGUCAGGACCCCACUAUCGGUAUCACACGGUAUGGGUGUAUUUCCACAGCACCGUACUCUGUGGGGUGUAUGCACAAUUUGUAUCAAUGUACUGUCGUGCAAUGAUCCAUUGA
Neurospora tetrasperma FGSC 2508 is the source of this 2232-nucleotide messenger RNA. RefSeq lists its product as uncharacterized. NCBI's taxonomy places the organism in Eukaryota, Fungi, Ascomycota, Sordariomycetes, Sordariales, Sordariaceae. The transcript has 5 exons. The record is from RefSeq and is a predicted model, not a curated record. The coding region runs from base 1 to 2232 and encodes 743 amino acids. Gene Ontology annotation, molecular function: protein binding.